This is a messenger RNA of Patiria miniata (bat star), 1108 nucleotides long. RefSeq names its product transcription factor A, mitochondrial-like. Gene Ontology annotation, molecular function: transcription cis-regulatory region binding. The record is from RefSeq and is a predicted model, not a curated record. NCBI's taxonomy places the organism in Eukaryota, Metazoa, Echinodermata, Asteroidea, Valvatida, Asterinidae. Bases 59 to 883 code for a protein of 274 amino acids. The transcript is spliced from 7 exons.
AUGCAUAUGUAUAUGCAACCCUGCCUUACUUUCGCGCGCUUGCACAUGUAGGCAACGUAUGUCGCGUGUUAUGUACGCUGGCUUUCAAUGUUCCUCAAUUGGCACCUUCAAAAUGGCAGCUUUCUGGCCAACGACACGUGUGAUGCUCCAAUGUUGCAGAAUGGGUCGAAUAUUUGGCGGGUUCAUCAACAAUAAAGGCACGAGAGUCAACUGGAGAUGCUUGGUAUCAGCAGCAGAUAUACCACAGAGGCCCAAGAGACCAUCAGGGACAUUCAUGAUAUUCAGUCUGGAGAAACGCCAGCAAGUCAUCAAAGAAAAUCCAAGUAUGAAUAUUCCAGAGAUAGCUAAGGUGGUUGGCAAAAUGUGGAGAGAGCUCUCUGAAGAUGAAAAAGAGUCUUACCGGUCUCAGUCAAGACAGAAUAUGGAGGACUACAUGGAAGAAAUGGAAACCUUCAAAGCGAGUUUAACUGAGGAGGAAGAGAGGAUGCUUGAGGAGCAAACACAACAGGCAAAGAGCAACAAGGCAAAGAGAAAACAUAAACAGGAGUUGAGGAAGCUUGAGAAACCGAAGCGUCCGUUGACGGCUUACAGUGUCUUCUUACAGUCCAAACUUAAGAAUGCCUCUGGGAGUGUCACGGGUAAAAUGGCGGCUGUCAGCAAGGAAUGGAAAGAAAUGUCUGAGGAAGAGAAAACAACGUACUAUGAAUCUGCAGCUAGGACAAAGCAAGACUAUGAAGCAGCCAUGGUAGACUGGGAAGCCAAGAUGGAAGAACAAGGCAACAUGUCUGUUAUCCGAAAAUACAGACCACGACGGGACAGUGGGCAAGACAAGAAAAGUAAUCCAAGGAGACACAUCACAGACGAUGAGGAAGCACCAUUUUGAAAUUCAAUUAUUAUUUGUUAUUCAGAACUUGAUGACUUCAAAAUGAAUAUCAUGACCCUGUUGCUCAGUACUAAAAGAAGCUUGUUCAGCAUAGUUUUGUACAAAAACAAAAUCAAGUGGAACUACAAGCAGAGAAUGAAUAUUCAUAAGCUGCAUUCAUGGUGCUUUUGCAAAGGUGCUACAUACUUGAAUUAUAGGUGCCAUGUUUUCACUGACUCAAGUUGA